CGGAAACGCGGGCGGCGUGACUGAGUUACCGGAGAGAGAGCGAGCGAGAGGCGGACCGGAGACCGGGGGAUUCGGAUUGGAAUUGGGAUUUUUGUAACGAUUCGGAUUGGAAUCGCAGCUGCUUCUGCUGCUCAGCGCGUGUGUUCGGCUGUUUGGAGUGUGUGUGAGUCGCCCCCUGCUGGCCAUGCUGAGCAUGUGCACUGCGUUGCUGCUGGCAGCGAUCACCGCUGUGUGCUCCUCAGACUCGGACCCUCACACCCACCGACACAGACACGACUCCAACCUGGAGAUCUAUAAGCGUCUGUUUGAGACGAAGAGGAAGGAUCAGCUGAACGCUCUGAAGAACCUGGUGGAGCUCAACGACAUCAACCAGCAGUACAAGAUCAUCGACAUCAUGCUAAAGGGGCUCUUUAAAGUAUUAGAAGAUUCCAAAGCAAUUUUGGUAGCCGCUAACAUGCAGCCGGACGAUCCCUUUCCACUGGAUGACAAAAUUAAAGAAGCGUACUCUCAUGUGGUUGAGAACACAGCGUUUUUUGGUGAUGUUGCUCUGAGGUUCCCGAGGAUCGUCCAUCAUUAUUAUGAUCGUAACGUGGAGUGGGGGGGACUGCUGCGCUGGGGUCUGCGGUUCUGUAACCUGACCGGAGUGUUUACAGAGGGUCCUCACCAACACGUUCUUACACUGAUGUCUCAGGAGCUGGGGAUCAUAGAGAAGUCUCCAGACUUCAUUAACCCAUACCGCACUGAGAGAGACGACGUGCUCCACACUGCUGAGGCCUUCCAGAAGCUGCUACGUGAGGAGCAGAAGAGGAGGAGAAAGGAGGAGAAAAGGAAAGAAAUGAGGAAGGGCCCGCGCAUCUCCCGCUCUCGCAGCGAACUCUAGCGCCCCCAGCUGGUCAACCACUGAAACUGGGCGAGAGUAGGAGAGGGAGAAAGAGAGAGAGAGAGUUACAGUCAGAUCACACAGCUCUCUCAGCCAGAGCUACAUCAGGGGUCAAAGGUUAGGAGCAGGAGAGGUCAGGUAGGGGUCAGUAGGUAAACAGAAGAAUAAAAAGAAGUGAAGGAGGUCCAUCGUAAAGAGACACACACUGGUCUGCUGCUUCAGGACGCUCCAACACAAUGGACUUUCAUUCCAGCAGGAGCUCAGCCGCAGCGCGAGCCUCCUCUGUUUUAUAAUGUUUACUUUAUUAUUAAUAAUAUAAUUCAUAUUAAUAUUGAAUAAUUCAACUUUACUAAAUCACAGAAACAAUAUAUUUACAUCUUAGUCAGUUCCUGUCGAUCGCUGUGUUUUUACAGCCUGUGAAUUCUAAAGGUUUGAUUGGUCAGUGUUGGUGUUGUUAGUCUGGAGGGGGAGCUUUGGGUUACUGUGUGUUUAAAUUUAAUGAUAAUUAAAUAAAUAAUACAUUUAAUUACAUAUUUACUGCAUUUUGUGUGAGUGUUAGAGACUGUGUGGGUGUGUUUGUUGUUGAAAGCUGGAUUGUUAAUUCUUUGUUUAAACUAAAUGCUAUUACUGGUAAAUCUAAACCAGUUCUGUAAUAAAAAUUGAUAAAAAGAGGAAAAUGAGAA
Astyanax mexicanus (Mexican tetra) is the source of this 1563-nucleotide messenger RNA. RefSeq names its product coiled-coil domain containing 134 (gene ccdc134). The coding region runs from base 185 to 880 and encodes 231 amino acids. The transcript is spliced from 7 exons. NCBI's taxonomy places the organism in Eukaryota, Metazoa, Chordata, Actinopteri, Characiformes, Acestrorhamphidae. The record is from RefSeq and is a predicted model, not a curated record.